GCGCGGGAGGCGGCGCGCGAUGCGGAGGCAGAGGGAGCCGCAGCGGGGCCGGGCGCUGCCGGGCGCCGUCGGGGCGCUGUGCCGGGCCCUGCCACCCCGCGCGCGGCCCAGCCCCGACACCCUGCGCCGCGCCAAGUUCGACCGGCCUCAGGCGAGCCUGGAUUUCUGGAGGCUGCUCUACGCUCUUCUGAAACAAAUCCACGGAGGCAAGUGGGCAGAGUCAGAUGCCAUAGAUAACCAGAUUAGGUUUGUAAAAUCAGCAUUGUGGUACCAUGGCUAUGGCAGACUGGAACUUUAUCAGCUCUCAUCUGAUGGCUCAGCAGGUAGUCGGGAGCUGCUGCUGGCGUUUUCCUGGGUGCUGCACAGGCUCGACCUCUUGGAGCAGCUUUUGGCUCGCAACAGAGUAAAGACUGGGGAUGAAGCCUCUGUCUGCACAUGUGAAGAUGAUCAGCGUAGCAGCCAGAAAUGUACAACUGAAACAGCACCUGAAUAUGGGCUAGGAGGCAGAGUAGAUGUUCGAUACCUCCAGUGGUUAAAUGGGAGGCUGAGGUUCCAGUGGUGGAAUUUGCAUGCUCAGCACCAAGAGCAAUGCAGCCUUUUGCACAAGAUCCAUUCAUCCACUAGUGGGUCUCAUAUGGACCAGAUCCUUGGACAUUUUUCUGUCACAGAAACAGAUCUUGUUAGACACCCGGAGAACUACAAGCAGCUGUUACAGAUUCUGGAGUCUGAAACCAGGCAACUAGAAGCCUUUCUGGAGUGGAAGCAACUUGAACCAGUUUAUUGGCAGUGGAUGGAAACUGUGUUAGAUAAUGUGGCUGAAGAGGGAGCUGUGUGCGAGUCCCAGGACACACAUGUGGCGAAAAUCAGACUGCGAAAGGUGACCUCACGCUGCCUCUGGGCUGACAGUCUGACUGGGCAAAUUAACAGAUUAUCCAGAGAUCUAAGGGCUCUCUGUGACCAACUGCAUAAGCUUGUAACGCACCAAAAGGCUGUGUGGUUUGAGAAGGUGAAAACAAGAGAGGAAGAACUACAGAAGGAGGAGUUCUCUGCCACUGCUAGAAAGAUGCAGGAAAGUGUUGAACUAAAACUGCUAGAUUUUACAUACCUUUGUGCUCCCCAAAAAACUAAAAAGCAUGGUUUGUGCAGACUGGUGUUCAGGAGCAAACGUCCUGCUAGCAAAAUGGGCGUCAGUGAGUCUGUAGCCAAGGAGGCUGUUCCAGCUGUCACUGCUACAGAGGUGAUCAGAGAACUGCAGAUGAAAGAGGCCAGCCUGGAGAGAGAGCUGAAGCAGCUGCAGGAAGAGUGCAGGCAGAGGCUGGAUGAAAUUGCAGAAGGGUUGGAUGGAGUGAUUUGUAUCUCCCCUUGAAGAGAUAAAGCUGGGCUGAGAAGAGCAAAGGUAUAGACUGACUUGAUCAAAAAACAUUAUGCAGUUUGGCAUGGGGGAGUGCGAGGUGAGAAACCAAAUGUGAUUUCUAAUUUUUAAGCCUUGGAAUCAUAAUGUGUUACUGCUUCUUGACUUGCGCUGGGGCCAUAACCUUGGUGGUUCUGUCUGCAGCCCUUUUAUUGCUAAACUUGCCAAUUAAAUGCUGCAGCAGGCCUUAGUGAGAGUGUGUGUAAAUCUUCCUUUUGUCUUUUGGAUUUCUAGUUCUUCUGCCAAGCACUGGGCUCUUUUACAGUGUUCAGCUGCUAGGCACAGCAUAUAUUGAUGCUGCACAUUGAAGUACUAAUAGCGUUCAGUGGUUUCCAGCAAAUGGAAGAGUUCAUUAUUCAGAAAAAUGCAGAUAUUACAGAACAUGCAAAGUACCAAGGCUUAGAGAGAUUGGAAAUGUUUGAGAAAGUGUGUUGUUCUAAUUCAGCUGGUUUGCAUGUUUGUGGCAGCUAUAAAUGCAGUCACCAUAAGGAAAACCAAAUGCCUAAUAAUAAAUAAAGGAGCGCAUUGAUUUCAUCUAUUAGCGUCGUGCGCUUGGGAUAACUGGGUUCUCAAAGAGAACAAACCAGAAACUCAUUGCACCAAGUUAUGAGUUACAAUGAGGUAACUUAUGGAUCUGCUAUGGGAAGUCUGUAACAUAGAAAUAUGACCUCUGCUUCCAAGCUUGAGGAAUAUCCAAGCUCUGUCUCUAGAGGCUACUUCCCCUGGAACAAGCGUAUGUUUUUCACUUGGCAUUCAUUUCCUACCCAUUUCUGUUUUGCUUUCACCAAGGAAUAUUUUUAUAUCCUAGUUGUGCACUUUCAAGAAUAAAUAAUUUUUAAAAAAAAAAAAACAGUUUGCUUUUCAUCUGUCAAUUGCUAUGAGCAAUGGGCUUUCCUCCAUCUGGAUUUCUGUCUGCUACCUCAGCUCCAUAGUGUUGCUGAUUACCAGCUGCUCUGGCCUCACUCAGCAGCCAAAAGUGAGGAGCCAUUAAGGAUCUUUUCCAGGCAUUAGUAUGGUUGCUAUUUUGCAGGUAGACCAUGUGCAGGUGGGAGUGGGUGGACCAGUGGUGUAGCAUCUUCUGCUACACCAACUAAAUGUCAGAUGCUUGCAGACCCUGCUCACCUACACCACCCUUUUCUUGCAGUUCUCUUGCAGUUUUUUCAGAAGUGAGAGGCAAUGGAAACAGCAGUGGAGAGCCACACAGGGAGGGCCGGUAUGCCCUGAUUUCACCCAACUGAGCACAGCAUUGCUGGUAAGCCAGGAGUAUACAAGCUCAGGUUAAUAUGGGCCAAGUUUCAGACAGCUUUUCAUCUGUGUGGCCCUAGCGGCUUGUCCAAGGACCAAGUUUAAAGCAAGGCUGGUGAAAAGUAUCUCUAUACGUGCAGGGUACCAAGCACUGAACUGUUUAAAGUUGGUAUAGCUUUGGAGAGUGUUGGCUCCAGGGCUACUGAAAUUCAGUGUGUGAGAGGACUUGUUCAGACACAAGUUUCACAGAAAAUUAUUCAUGAACAGGAAAGAAACAGUAUAUCUUAGAACUAACAAGAGUGGCAGCACCAGUCUCUCUCUGAGCAUUUUAUAUCCUCCUUCAGCUUUUAAACAAGGGAAUUUUCAUACUGCAUCACAUUUAUGUUUAAAAUAUUGCCCUCAAAAGAUCCUUAGUUCUUCUGUGAGUUUCAGCAGAGAAGAGUGGGCAUAUAUUCUUGAGCAUGGCAAGACCACUCAGAUUUAAGUGCAGUCUAGCUUGUGUCUUGCUUUGGUUUAUCAAGGUUGGCCUAAUACAUACUAGAGUGUAUUAUGCUGCUGUCCACUUAAACUGCUGGGAUGACUCAUUUCCUAGUACCAAACAUUUGUUACCACACAGUGCAGGGUGCUUUAAUAUUCAUCCAAGGAAUCCUCUUUCAGCAGAGACCACAGCUAGCAGCACCUUUCCUCUGCUUGGCCCUGAUUUUUCUCUCUGGUGGAAUGCAAAAAUGACAGCACUCAGUAUAUCUGUGUAUGUGUGUGUGUGUGUGAUGUAUAGAAGUGCCUACAGUGAGUGACAGACGGCUGAACUUACCACAAGGCACAAAUUGCUGUACCAAGGUGGCCAUAUAGGGAAGCUGUCAGCAGAGAUGCUGGGGGGUUGGAGCUGGAGCUGCUUGUCCUGGCAUGUACAUCAAGAAGGGCUAUAGCUGAAAGCAGCUUAAAGGAAGAUUGCUUUUCCAUCCAUGGUGCUGCGCUGGUGUUUGGCACUUUGGACACCUCAUGCAAAGAGCAUAGGCAAGGAUAGUUUCUGUUUUCUGGCACUGACUUCCUGCUCCCUUUUGUUUAGCCAGCUUAGCAGUUUAAACCAGAGCAGAUAUUCCAUGGUCCUCUUUGAAGGUGUCUUGAGCUGGUAGUGGUUUUAAAACAAAUACUUGCAGCGUCUUCUUUCCUUUGCCUCUCUUCUGAGCACCAGUCCAGAGAGCAUGAAACAGGAGGUACUGUAAGGGCUCACAUGCACCAAAGUCUGGAGGGCAUUUUCCUGUGAAAGCUGCCUUUCAAAAUCACAGUACCUCUGCAGGAGCUGGACACAAAGGGAGUGAGCUGUGUUCAUGCCUCAGUGACGCAUCACAGCUUUGCUUUUGAGAGGCAUAUCAGUGCCUCUGAAAUACAGAUGCUUUCCAAUCUUUGUGAGCUUGGCAUCAACUAUCCCUCCAGUACUGCUGAGAGAUGCUGUAAGAUAAACACCACUUAAAAGGCUAAGAAAAUCAUCCUGGGAUUAACACCAGCUGCAAUGAGGGCAAAAAAGUGAACUGGGUGACUGCAGUCACUCUUAAUGGGAUAUAACCUAGGAACAAAUAGAUGUUUGUUAUCUCAUACUAUCACUAUGGCAUUUGAAAUGUUUUCCUGAAAUUGUUUAGGCUGACUGUUCCCACCACAAUAGCCCACUGGUUUUAAAGGCUGCAAUGAACUUCUUGGUCACCAGGGCUUGGCCUUGUAUCAGCAGUUGAAGGUGGGGGAAUGACUGCCCUGGGACACACGUGGCAACCAGAGACCAAAUGACUGCUUGGUCUCUGGCAGACACUGCGACAGGCAGAAGGUGACUCAAGCGGUACAUUUUCUCCAUGGGUUCAAGUAUGCUCAGUAAAAGCUAAGUAUUGGUUCACAGAAAUUGGAGAGUGUUGUAAACAACCCACUACAAACUGAAUGGUAAGAUAGAAGCUAUUAAGUGGCUUGUCCUUUGCCAUAUCAUCAUAUGGUUGUCCAUUGCCUUGUGAAAGCAGGAAUCUGCCCUAAGGUUAUUGAUGGAGUUGAACAGAAAAGGGUAGGUAUUGGACAGAGAAGCUGGUAGAC
Cuculus canorus (common cuckoo) is the source of this 4726-nucleotide messenger RNA. It is a transcript of the gene TEDC1, whose product is annotated as tubulin epsilon and delta complex 1. The transcript is spliced from 8 exons. The record is from RefSeq and is a predicted model, not a curated record. The coding region runs from base 20 to 1366 and encodes 448 amino acids. Lineage: Eukaryota; Metazoa; Chordata; Aves; Cuculiformes; Cuculidae.